Messenger RNA from Aspergillus calidoustus, 4091 nucleotides. Lineage: Eukaryota; Fungi; Ascomycota; Eurotiomycetes; Eurotiales; Aspergillaceae. The record is from the annotation of a GenBank genome assembly.
CAUGUGUGACUAAGCUGUUUACCCGCCUCAGGCAUCUAUGAGCUCACCGGAUCGAGAGUAUAAAGAUCUGGGAAAAGAGUGGAAGUAAUUGAUGCAGAAUCUAAAAUAACGAAACACUUAUUUCCUUUGGCUCAUUCAACAGUCAAGCUCUAUUGUUUAUCAUGUAUCUAUGGUUUCAUGUUCCAUCUCACAUCCCAAAGACGAUCUGCAGAAGAGCUGCUGCAUCAUCAACAGGGACCCACUCCACACCAACAAUGUUUGGCCAGACCUCCGCACUUCAACCGCAUGGUUCUUGAUAUCAUUAUCUUCCCCCCGGCAUUCUUCUCGACUCGCAGCCUGCCCAAAAUCUAAAUUCUAAUUUGAACCGCAAAUCCUUUGAAUUGAGAAACCACAGAUUAGGAGAAUUCAUAGUCUGAUUUUUCGCGCUGCGGAGUCUCCAAAGGCCGGUCGAUCGGUGCGUACCGCAAAUCUUGUCGUCCAUUCUUGACCUUACGACGCUUAUACUGUCGAGGAUCUGGAGGACUGUCCUUUACCGGUCUGACGGGAAUAUAAUUGCCAUAAAUGUCUUGAUACACCAGCGUUCGGCCGACGCCCAGAGGAACCAACGUCUUGCGGCGGGCCGAUCCUCGAUCAACAAGUCCUUGAGAGUACAAGAGACCCUUGUUCCUUGGUGUGGCAGGUACAGCUCUGCCUUCUGCAUGUCCUGGCGUUUGUUUAACCUCUCCAGUCCUCGACGGGAGAGCUUGCUUCAACCCCAAAGAACCCUGAUCUUUGUGCGCUUGACCCAAGGGUUUCGAGAAAGGCUUAACAAUUGUGGCUUGGAUCGCCUGGACGACAUCAUUAACCUCGCAAGCAUGAUCCUUGGCAAAUUGCUCGAAUGGAAAGCUGCGAAUGAUAGCCUUUGCCAGGUCGCUGAAGAACUCGUUGGUAAAUGGAGACGCUUUGUCUGGAGCUGGUUCAAUCGAAUCGGUAGUUUCAUGGUCCUUUUCGACAGAAGAAUCCUUGAGGGAGCCGAAACCAUUGUUCUCCGCGCCGAGAAUCCUAGUAUUUCCCUUUUGAGCAGUGGGCGCCCUGUCCGAGCCAUAUUCCAGAAGGGGUGAAAGAAGACGCUCGCUCGGCAUGGUGACGGUCUUUGUAGAGGAUCGGUAUCGAGAGAUUGAAUUCCGCUGGACAAGCUGUUUUUGCAGGGGAAGAUUGUAGACUAAACGGGGUUUGAAAAAGUCCAUUGUAGGGAACUGAUUAUUUGAUUCUGCCAGAUGAUCCAAGCACUUAGUUGCAGUGAAUAAAUAAAAUUCCCUCUUUGAUGCUCUUUGAUGCCAGUACAAAUGUCGCCGCCUGAGGCAUAAAGGGAUACAACUGAAAGCCGACAAAGCAACGAGAUCUCUAGGCGCCAAGCUGUCUCACCCACCCUCGAGGCAACAAAUAUCUGUAUGGUCUCCACCAGUCAAAUGCUUCGGGUCGACUUCAGAGCACACUCUUUACCUGCAUUGACGAGGCCAUGCCGAUCUCCUUGGCCCAUCCACGUUCCAGCUGUUUUUCGACAAGAUUUUCUCCGAGCGCCACCACGACAAUGGUUGGCGGAUGACUGCGGGAUUCUCCAAUAGCCCUUCCACAGCAAUCAGCACUGACUAAUGCCUGACAACGCCCUCUGGACCCUCUGGAGCCGGCCUCUUUUAAGUUCCCUCUCCCUCGCUUCUCUCUUCCGCUUUUCCUUCCCCAAGUUUCAUCACAACACCCCCAAUGGAUCCUAUAGAGCCGGCAGGCCCGUCUCAGGACCAUCUCUUGCGGCCCCCGCUGCAAACGCGGCGUUCGUCCGCGGCAAAUACUCUUUCACAAUGGCCGACGUCAUCGCAGACCAGACCGCGCGCUGGUUCAAUGCGCUCAAACACCUCCUCAAUUCGACUUCAACGCCCACCCUCGAUCGGGGCGUUUCCCCCACUUGAGCAAACCACAUCGAAUAUCGACGCCGGCAAUGUCAGAAGUCAAGUCUCUCAUACCGCUGUCUCCCCUAUCGAGGAGCAGACCGAUGGGUCCGGCUGGGAAGGUGGCCGUCGCCGCAGCAAUUCUGAACCGCGCCCUGGACGAUGGUCCGCACCCAACCCGACUAUUUUACCACGACUUCAAGCUGGCGAGCCUAUGAACACCGUGAUGGAGGAACCAAACGCUCAGACCUCUAUUGGUGCCCGCCGACCGAUCUCGGAGGUCGACAGGCCAUCUAUCUUACCGGCACUGGUGCACCCUCGAAGGAACUUUAUGCGAAGGACGAGUGAGGCGGCGAUGAAUCGAAUCUCAAGGAACCGAGCUUCAACUGUUGGCGGGGCUACUCCUGUGCCCGGCACGGAUGUUCGGGAGUACGACUCUCAUCUUGUGGAUGUCCUAGAUGUUAUUGACCCGGAAGUAUCAGCUCUAACUACGCUUACGAACGUGCAAAACUCAUUGUUCGUCCCAAAUCUGGGCUCAUUCCUGACUCGCAAUCAAACGUAUACUCUCUCGCCUCCGCCUGCGUUGGAAAAAGACGAAUCAACAUCAACAGAAGAAGAUGAGGAGAAGGAAGAACGAGAAGGUCACGAAACUCGUCCAGGUUUGGAAAGACGAGCCACGGAUAUAUCAGCGAUAUUAGAUGAUGGAGAACCCCGGUUUGCCAUCUUGCCAGAUGGACAAACGCUCAAUGGUUGGACCCAUGAAGAAGUCGAGCAGCUGAAUGACCAUGUACGACAUAUGCUUCAUUCACGCCGCUCGAAGUUCAAACGAUCUAUGAAAGGUUUUGGAAAAUAUGUCUCGAAGCCUCUUGGUUUUUUGAUUACUCUAUACGCAACCCUUAUUACUCUCUUUGGACUUGCUUGGGUGCUUUUCCUCAUCGGUUGGAUCAAUGUUGGUGGGCGACAGUUGGAAAUCAUCAACUAUAUCGACUACGUACUGGUGGCCCUCUUCGCCGUCAUGGGCGAUGGGCUGGCCCCGUUCCGUGCAGUCGACACAUACCACAUGAUAUUCAUCGCCCGCUACACGUUCCUAACGUGGAAGAUUCGCGAGAAGCGCCAUCUCCCAGAUCUGAAGGACAAGAACGAUCUACCAGGCUGUCCCGAGGGUCAAGUGGACCUCGAAGCCGGCAAUCCUCCCCCCAAGGAGAAAGAGGCUGAGGACGGCGAGAACGGCGAGAACGGCGAGAACGGCGACCACCAUGAGAACGAAUAUAGCGUGCUCACUCGGCAGCAGCAGCAGAAAUUGCAGCACCAUCAAAACAAGUUCGCCAAAUCCCAUACGUUCUACAAGCCCCACGAGACAUUCACUCACCAUGCCUUCCCGCUGCGCCUCCUCAUUGUCAUCGUCGUCCUUUUGGAUUUCCACUCGCUCUUCCAAAUCGCCCUUGGCGCUUGUACAUGGGGCAUUGACCACCAUAAGCGCCCCUUCGCCCUUACCACCGUUAUUCUCUGCUGCUCCCUUACCUGCAACAUUACCGGUGGCAUCCUAAUCAGUGUUGGAGACCACCGGACUCGGAAGAAGGAGGUUGUCGAGCGACUGUUCCGCCAGCAAUUGACCAAGGAAGCCAUGAAGAAGAUUGAGAAGAAGAAGAGAAAGGAAAAGGAAGAGGAGAAACAGGCUGGCGAACACUCGGGGUCGGUAUCCGAGUCUUCCACCAACAUGCCCCAGCCGUAUCAGGGUACAUGACAUGAUAUCUGGUCUUCAUCCCAAAUUCUUUUUCUUGGCAACCCAUUUUCUCCCCACAACUCAUUUAAUGCUGAUCUAUGAUCGCUACGAUUCAAAACACCUGUACGCCGUCCUGGCUAUAGAAUUCGCCUUACACACACUGACUUUGGCUCAUCCUUAUCUAACUAACCAUUAUACUCUGUUUCUGUUUUGGUUACGAUUAUCUCUUAUUUUAGCGUACGAAGUCCCCAGUGAUACCAUCAAGCGUUUUCUAUUUUUGUUCUCUCUGAGUGUACCCUAUCCUUUCUCUUACGUAUACUCCUAAUUAUCACGAGUCGACGGCAACACAAGCUUUUUGAUUACUUAUCAGGCCAUCGAGUAAAUUAAUUGUACCUGCCAAGCUACGCCCAUACAUCUGUGCAGAAAACGAAGAGCUGAUCACGCAG